Molecule: messenger RNA, 959 nt
Organism: Talpa occidentalis (Iberian mole)
Lineage: Eukaryota; Metazoa; Chordata; Mammalia; Eulipotyphla; Talpidae
Product: C-type lectin domain family 2 member H-like
Exons: 6
Coding region: 220-861 (213 amino acids)
Cellular component (GO): external side of plasma membrane
Source: RefSeq, a predicted model, not a curated record
UUGGCUCCUCCUCACUUAAGUAGGCUCUUCUCCCCACAGAUACCGCACCCAUUUUCCCUUGCAGUGAACACAGCCUGCUUCAGCGCACCUCAGGUCCACAAAGUCAUCUCAGCAAAGCCAUCCUCUCAUCUUGAAAAAGCCAGCUGUGCUCUAGGAGGCAUUCAGAGUUCGUCCAUACAUUUGUCUUUCAGUGCCUUUAAUAGUGCUCCUGCAAACAGAAUGUCCAAGUCUUUGCAUUCUCUGCUGAAAGUGACAAAGGAAGAUGCUGCCUCCAGAGAUGACAAGGACGCAGGAGGAUUGGGUAAAAGAUUUUGCCAAAGCAAGCAUCUAACCUCUGCCAUCAGUGUCAUCUGUGUUGUGCUUCUAACUGCAGUGAUUGUACUUUCUGUUCUUCUGGCAGCAAGAAAACCUGUGUAUGCAACCUGCCCCGAAGGAUGGAUUGGAUUUGGAAGCAAGUGUUAUUAUUUUUCGGAUGACGUAAGAAAUUGGUCAUUCAGCCAGCUCUUCUGUGCUUCAGAAAAAGCCAAUCUUGUUCAGAUUGAAACCCUUAAAGAAAUGAAUUUCCUGAAAAGAUACAAAUGCUUUCCUGACCCAUGGAUAGGCCUUAGUAGAGAGUCGCCAAAUCACAGCUGGAAGUGGGCAGGCAACGCUGGAUACAAUAUCACGUUUGUCAUCGGAGGAGGUGAGACAUGUGCCUACCUGACUGAAAAUGGAGUCAGCAGUGGCAGGAUCUACACAAAGAGGAAAUGGAUUUGUAAGGCAGGGACUAUGUCAAGUUCACUUCUGUAUCCUGGGAGACCAGCACAGUGUUUCAAAGACUAUGUUGAAAACAUGCCUGAGGAUGUGCCUCCAUCACUGUGAGAUUCUGCUGAUUGCUUAGUUUCUGCACACUUUUUCACAAAAGAAGCUAUAUUUCACAGAAAUAUAUGUAAAAACAAAGAUUUUUUUUCUCUGGAUGA